AUGCCGCUAUGUGACCGCUGCAGCCUCCUUUCCAUCGAUGGACUGGUCGAACAGGACGUCCCAUUCCAACCCGACAUCGGAACGCUCAAGGCGUCCGCAGACCGGGGAUGCGCCUUUUGCGCGCUUUGUUGGUAUACCAUGAGAACCUCCAACAAGUUGGCCCUCGUCGAAAACCUGCUCCGAGGCGAGUCUGCCUGGCCGGGCGACGACGCGUGGACGCCUCAGAUAUGGCUGCGCGGCGUCAGUUUUCACCAGCGUGGCCAGGACGGAGCUCACAUCGCCGUGAGCUGUGGAAAACUGCAUUGGGGACCCGAAGCCUGGAAACAGGAUCCCGACUGUAACAGGACACCCACCGUGGAUGGGAAGCUUGAGGUCUACGAUAUCGCCUCCAAGGUCGAGCCUAUGCCGUGGCGCCUACGUUGA
Parascedosporium putredinis is the source of this 423-nucleotide messenger RNA. The record is from the annotation of a GenBank genome assembly. Lineage: Eukaryota; Fungi; Ascomycota; Sordariomycetes; Microascales; Microascaceae.